AUGAAAGUAGCUGUAAUUGGAGCCGGAGCUUCGGGUCUGAUAUCUGCCAAAGUACUCUCUGAAAAAGGAAUUAAUUACGAUGUGUUUGAGACUGGUGAUCAAGUUGGUGGUACUUGGAUUUAUUCAGAAAACACAGUAGAUAAGCAUGGUCUUCCUGUUGCAUCUAGCAUGUACAGAGAUUUGAGGACUAAUCUUCCAAAGGAAGUAAUGGAAUUUAGUGAGUACCACUAUGAUAUUGAAAAUGUCUCAUACAUCACUCCCUCACAAGUGCUGGACUAUCUCCAAUCUUUUUGUAAUGAAUACAAUUUGAAAGACAACAUAAAACUAGAACACUUAGUAACAAGGGUUUCCAGAACAGACGGGGGAUGGCUUUUGACUGCUAAAGAUUUAAAUCAUGGAACAGAAAAUACAACGUUUUAUGAUGCCGUUUUCAUCUGUAAUGGCCAUUAUAGUUUGCCAAACUAUCCAGAAGUUGAAGUUAAAGAAGCUUUCACGGGGCUAUCUUUACACAGUCAUUAUUACAAAACACCAGAUAUAUUUGAUAAUAAAAUUGUACUAAUCAUUGGCAUGGGUCCUUCAGCCCAAGAUAUAACAUUCAACAUUCACCCGAAUUCAAAACAGAUUUAUCUAAGCCACCACUAUACAGAAGAAGUUAAACAACUUUUUCCAGAAGAUAUUAUCCAUAAACCUGAUGUAAAAGCAAUAGAAGGGAAGACUGUAUAUUUUGAAGAUGAUACCAAUGCUGAAGUUGAUGCAAUUUUAUAUUGUACAGGAUACAAAUAUAGCUUCCCAUUUCUUGAUGAGAGUUGUGGAAUUAAAGUUUAUAAUAAUUAUGUUUCGCCGUUGUACAAACAAGUAUUUUCAAUAACGCACCCUACCAUGGUAUUUAUUGGACUUCCAUUCAGAUCAUUUCUGUUUCCUAUGUUUGAAAUACAGGCAAGAUGCGCGCUAAACACCUUGACUGGUAUCGUCAAUCUUCCACCAAGGGAAGAAAUGUUGGAAGACAUGAAGAGCUGGGAAAAGGUUCAAAUUUCUAGAGGUUAUUCUGAAAAUAAAUUCCAUAUGAUUUCAGAUUGUAUAUAUCAGUAUUUCAGAGAUGUUGAAAAAGUUGGAAAUGUGACACCUCCUUGCCCAGAUAUGAUAUUUAAACUUUUUUAUAGAGCUGCAAAAAAUAGGAAAAGUGACCUGGUAAAAUACAGGAAUGAAGUAUUCAAAAUCAUUGAUGCUGAAAAUUUCAUUGUUAAAUAA
Messenger RNA from Nezara viridula (southern green stink bug), 1248 nucleotides. The record is from the annotation of a GenBank genome assembly. NCBI's taxonomy places the organism in Eukaryota, Metazoa, Arthropoda, Insecta, Hemiptera, Pentatomidae.